Molecule: messenger RNA, 2052 nt
Organism: Penicillium soppii
Lineage: Eukaryota; Fungi; Ascomycota; Eurotiomycetes; Eurotiales; Aspergillaceae
Product: arginine--tRNA ligase
Exons: 5
Coding region: 1-2052 (683 amino acids)
Biological process (GO): mitochondrial translation; arginyl-tRNA aminoacylation
Cellular component (GO): cytoplasm; mitochondrion
Molecular function (GO): arginine-tRNA ligase activity; ATP binding
Source: RefSeq, a predicted model, not a curated record
AUGGGUCAUUGUCUAAGCGGGGCUCGGCGAUUCACAGCCAUUUUUUCUCUAUUGCGCUUUCCCCCUACAACUUCGCGUUCCUUGAAGUGUCUAAUACCCCAUCGCGCGCAGUUUACAUCGCGAUCUUCAAUCAUGGCCUCCACUUCCCUCCCUGCCUCCGUGGCGGCCCUGUCCCUCCAAUCGACUGACCAGCGGUCUGAGAUCCCCGGGUGCUUCCCGACCUUGAACCCAAUGGAUAUCUACCGUGAACAUAUCGCGACUGAAAUCAGCAAAAACCUUGGCGUCCCCGUCGAAAAGAUCUAUGCCCGUGUUGCGUGGACUAACACACUAGACAAGGGCGACCUUUCAUUGCCAGUGGCUUCUCUCCAAAUCAAGAAAAACCCCGCGGAGCUAGCCAGCGAAGUCGCGGCCAAUUUCCCGGCAUCCGAUCUUAUUCACCCUCCUACCGCCCUUGGUCCUCAUGUGCAGUUCUUCUGCAAACCUCAACCAUUGAGGAACACUGUUCUUGGUCGCAUUCUCAAAGAGAAGGCUGCUUAUGGAACAAACGGCAACCAGGGUCAGAAGGACCCCUCCGACCCCUCCAAGGGCCAGAAGAAGAUCAUCAUUGAGUUCUCCUCGCCGAACAUCGCCAAGCCUUUCCACGCCGGUCACCUGCGCAGCACUAUCAUCGGUGGUUUCCUUGCCAACAUCUACACUGUUAUGGGAUGGAAUGUGAUCAAGAUGAACUACCUGGGUGAUUGGGGUAAGCAGUACGGCCUUUUGGCCAAUGGCUUCAAGUACUUCGGUAAUGAGGAUGCUCUUGUUAAAGACCCCAUUAACCACCUGUUCGAUGUCUAUGUCAAGGUCAACGCUCUCGUCAGCGAGCAGGAUGGCCCCAUCAAGGAGCUGAAGGAACAAAUCAAGACCAAGAAAGAGAAAAGCGAGGACGUUGCUGAGUUGGAGGCACAGCUCGCCAAGCUCGUGGAUGUCAGCGAGGACGAAAAAGCUCGUCGCUACUUCAAGAGCAUGGAGGACGGCGAGCCCGAAGCUCUUGCUCUCUGGCGCAAGUUCCGUGAACUCAGUAUCGAGAAGUAUAAGCAGACCUACGCCCGUCUCAACAUCGACUUCGAUGUAUACUCCGGUGAAUCUCAGAUCAAAUCUGAGAGCAUGACCGAUGCCUACAAGCUUAUGGAGAAGGCUGGUGUCUCCGAGAGCUCCGAAGGCGCUGUGAUUGUUGACUUCACCAAGCACGGUGCUAAGAAGCUGGGCAAGGCUAUCAUUGUUCGCAAGGAUGGAACUCCCCUCUACCUGACUCGCGACAUCGGUGCCAUUACCGAGCGUGAUGAUGAGUACCACUUCGACAAGAUGAUCUAUGUCGUUGCUUCCCAACAGGAUCUCCACUUGGCUCAGCUUUUCAAGGUCACCGAGCUCAUGGGCCACAAGGAUCUGGCCUCUCGUUGUCAGCACAUUAACUUCGGUAUGGUCCGUGGUAUGAGUACUCGUAAGGGUACUGUCAAAUUCUUGGAUGAUAUCCUGCGCGAUGUCGUCAUGAAGAAGAACGAUGUCAAGUAUGCGCAAGUCGAGGACCCCGUGAAGACAGCCGAUACUCUGGGUAUCACCUCCGUCAUGGUGCAAGAUAUGACUGGCAAGCGUGUCAACGGCUACGACUUUAACUUGGACGCCAUGACAUCCUUCGAAGGUGACACUGGCCCAUACCUUCAGUACGCUCACGCUCGUCUCUGCUCAAUGACCCGCAAAUCCGAGUUGGAUGUGAACGAACUGGUCAAUGCCAACUUUGAUCUCUUGACUGAGCAGCAUGCCGUUGACCUGGUCCGUUUAUUGGCCCAGUGGCCCGACGUGCUCCUGAACACUGCUAAGACUCUUGAGCCCAUCACUGUCCUAAGCUAUCUGUUCCGCAUGACACACAUGCUGAGCUCCAGCUAUGAUGUCCUGAAGGUCAUCGGCAGCGAGCCCGAUGUUAAGCAGGCCCGUAUGGCCUUGUAUGCUUCGGCCCGCCAGGUUCUGAACAACGGCAUGCGGGUUCUCGGUCUGAACCCCGUCGAGCGUAUGUAA